ACGAAUAUUCUUAGGUGUUACUCGAUUAGUCUGUUUCCAUUUGUUAUUUGGCAACGAUAGGUCACCAUGAUUUUUCGUUGCUUUUUAGUAACAUUUGCUCUUUUAAGUGCUCCAAUUUUGAGUAAUUGUUUCGCUAUUGAUGCGGAACUCAAGUUACUUCCAAAAGAUGCUAAUGCCGUCGGUGCACUUCAAAGAAUAGUCCUCUUACAAGAUUUGAACUUGAAGAAUUUGAAUCAAAAACUGGAUUAUUACGGACUUCCAGGCUUAGAUAUCAUACCUACCGAAGUAGCUCUAAACGAAUACCGAUUUUCACUAUCACAGACCUUACAAUUUGUUCAACUUUCAAGAUUUCUUGCACCAAACAUCUACAACGAAAUUGUCUUACUUGCCGGUCCCCCUGUUAGUGCUAUUGCAGACGUUUUUCAACAAAACAACAUUGAAGACAUUAACGGACUUAUUAACGAAUUGGAUUUGUCAAUCCGCAGAAUUUUUCUACCGUUUAAACCAAAGAAUGCUUUAGAAAGGAAAAAGAGAGAUGCCGAAAAGGCCUUGUCUUUGCAAGGUAAAGACGCGGACAUUGAUGCCCUGUGGAAUUUUGUUUUGGGAAGUUUUAAGGAUAUUAUCAACAACCAAGUGGAAUCAUUAACAUCUCUACUUAUUUCUCAAAUCAAUACAAGGAUAGAAGGAGUUAUUGCCGAAAUCCGUGCGUGGAAUUUGAAAGGUUUUGCACUUGAUAUUUCGGAAAGUGUAAUUGGAGUUCUUCAACUUAUUUCGAGCAUAAUUAUAGAGCAGUUGCAUGGUUUCCAGUCGUAUGUUGCUAAUCAGUUAAUUUCCAUUCCGUCUCUCAAUUAAAACAACAAACAACACACUAAAGAUAGAUUAAAUGGUAAUGAAAAAUGAGCAGAUAGUAGAAAUAUUUUGGUGUAAAAAUCAAUUACUUUGAUAAAAUAUUUCUUUUUUGUGCUGUAAUGAAUUAUACCAUUUUCUUUUUAUAUAAUUUCGCUUAAAUAUGCAUACGUGUAUAUUUUUGCAUCUGUAAAUAAAGUAUAACAAUUC
Messenger RNA from Agrilus planipennis (emerald ash borer), 1056 nucleotides. RefSeq lists its product as uncharacterized. The transcript has 2 exons. The coding region runs from base 67 to 852 and encodes 261 amino acids. The record is from RefSeq and is a predicted model, not a curated record. Lineage: Eukaryota; Metazoa; Arthropoda; Insecta; Coleoptera; Buprestidae.